Molecule: messenger RNA, 1029 nt
Organism: Aspergillus uvarum CBS 121591
Lineage: Eukaryota; Fungi; Ascomycota; Eurotiomycetes; Eurotiales; Aspergillaceae
Product: nuclear transport factor 2 family protein
Exons: 2
Coding region: 316-1011 (231 amino acids)
Source: RefSeq, a predicted model, not a curated record
CACUCUCAAUCCGAAUUAGUCGGCCCUACACUUUCAGAGAACCACACUAUAUAUUGUAGUAGUCCAAGCAUUUUGAUUCCAGACAGGCUCGCAAGCUCCACCGACCAUGACCGAGGUUGCCUGAUGCAAUGGGAUGACAUCAAGAGACGGAUUGAGAUGAUGACGCGGGCCGAAUCGAGGCCUAUCGGGAGCAGACAGGGAGACAAGAAUCGAGGGCAACAGCAAGCACUAGCAAAUCUAUAUAAACAGGCAUGUGGUCUCUGAGGUUGAUGGUAGACCAAACUCCAGCUACUGAUGUUAUCUGAUAUAUUCACCAUGGUCGUCAACAUCACUGCCGAAGAUCCCCAGCCCACCAUCCACAGCCACAUCAACGGCACCACCAAUGAGAUCCUCGAUCGGCUCUGCGUGACCGAGCUUCUCAAAGGCUGGCCGGUAUACCGAGACGCCUCGGAAUGGGCCCAUUACCGGAACUGCUUUGCCGAGCAGGCGUACAUCUUCACCACCUGGAGUGGAGGCAUGCCCAUCGAUGAAUUCAUCGAAGUCUCCAAGAAGGGCCGGCGCAACGGGGACCACAUCAUGCACCGCGAAAACGGCACGCUGGUCGAGUUGAACCCGGACACCGGCCGCGCCGUGGGCAAGAUGAAGGCCACCAUCACCCAGCGCUUCGACUUCAACGGGGUGGAUUGCGACGUCGAAUGCGACUGUCGCUUUAUCAUGUGGUGCCAGAAGGACCCUGCGGGCUGGAAGGUGCACUACAAGCGUCUGUUCUACGAGAAGGACAAGAUCCUGCCCGUCGACGGCAAAAACGUCCCCGAUUUUUCGGCGGAGGAGUUGAAGCCGUACCCCUAUGGGUAUCGGUAUCUGGGCGCGGCGCAGGCCCGUCUGGGCCAUAAAAUCAAGCUGGAUUUGCCGACGAUGGAGGAUAAUGAUAAGUUUCGGGGAAUGUACGAGGCUAUGGAGAAGUGGUUGCGCGGGGAGGAUAUCAAGGAGACGUUGGGGAUUCCGCUGUGAUUGCUGGGGUUGCUGUGG